UUGGUAAGAAUGUGGCGUUAUUGUCACGGUAAUGGCCUGGACUCCAAGGGCCUCGGAUAUCCACAUUACUAUUGCUACAAAAUGCAAAGAGACAGGGAGAACAAUCGACGCAUUCCCUGAAAUUCUGCUUGCUGCCUGUUGUGAAAACUGCUGUCGGUCUUGCUCCACCGGCGUCCCUUGGCGUCGCCUGUACCCUGCCGCAGUGGAUCGGAUCUAGAUCGCAGCUGUCAUUAGUAUUACUCACCUUCCGCUGGACGCAGGCGGCUGGUUCCCAAAAAUAAGUAACAGACUGAGCGAUGGAUACCCGACAGCAGCUGCAAUAUUUGGAUGCGAUGCUUAAUUUUCCCCCUGAACAGAGCGCCUGGGAAUGUAACGCGGGCAACACUGUCCUGGUCAAUCACGGCGACGACAACUGGUGUUUAGCGUACAUUCAGGAUAUUCACGAAGGCAGUUUCCUGUUGAACUACAUCACGGAUCGCACUACGACUCGCUGGGUUCACUCGAAGUACGUCUGGCCGCAUCUUCUUAUCGACUGUCAACCGGCGGACAACCCCGUUUACGUGGCUGUACGCAACGAAUUUAGCGGACGUUUCGUCUUCCGUUCGGCGCGUUUGGUUGCCGUUCAUCAGCGCGAGAACGAUGAUUUCCAAUUGUACCAUGUACGGUUAGAUAUCGCGGGAGACGAUGGUCAGCUAACAACCCUGUGCCGGGUUGUCCAUCAUUUUCAGCUGGUGGAACGUUUGCCGGGUGGUGACGAGCCGUCGUUUGCGGAUCGUAUCGCAUUGCCGAAGUACGCUAAAUUUCAAAUGCACUACCCGGCGCCAGGUCCGGACGAUGUAUUCGGAUGGGACUAUCAGCGUUGCACUAUGUACCGGGGCGCUUUCUGGAACGUGAUCACUGGACUGUGCCGAUACUAUUUACAAAUCAGUACUACUGGUACUCGCUUCAUCCUCUGGCAGACCCGCGAUAAUGGAAGGGAGAUACAGGAGCGCGCUGAUUCGUACGGCAGAGGAUUCUUUAGAUAUUCCAAGAGAACCCACAACCCCUCGGAACGGAACGAGCAACUGGAAGUCGUCUUUUCAGGUGACGCAUGCCUAACCGAAGAAACAGAGUUUUGCAUUACCGAUCUUGCAAAUGAAGUAUUCACGAUGAUAUUUCAGGAGCUGGAUGCACAGUCGCAAGUGCGACUCAAACGGGUAUGCAGACUGUGGUACGCCGUCAGUGAAUGUUUUGCUGAUACGAACGUCCAUAUCACACUGAAUGUCGAAAAUUUCCACACGUUUCCACACAGCUGGCAUCGGAAUCAUUAUCGGUUUGCUGUGCUACUCGAUAAAGUUCUGCACAAGCGUAUCAAAGUGGUGUCACUGGUGGUUAAUGCCGAUCCACGAGUCAGCAUAACGGAUCAUGUGGACCUCGUCAUUUCCAUGAUGCAGUUGCGAAACAUCCAGAACUAUAUGAUCCGUGCGAAGAACCGGAAAAUUACUAUCCCCGUCAACUGCGUACCGGGAGAGAUUGCUUCCAGCAUUUUCGCCGGUUUUCGGGAGGAAGCCGGAACUGUCGGAGAAAUCCAGUGUUUGCAGUGUACGCCGACGGAUGCCGACCGACAGAAACUGAUGGCGGAUACUUCCACGGUGUACAGAGACGGUCUGCGUUUGCUGCAAACGUUAAGCACACGGAUUACGACCGGCGAGGAACUGGCCGAGGUGGCGGCCAGGUAUACAUUGCCGAUUUCAGUGCAAAAUGUAACAAAGAGCUAUCCACAGCGCACUUAUCUCCUGCGCAUACCCACUUCAGAGUCCUGAAGUCGACCAAGCGGACACAGCUGACGAAUACCUAACUUUGUUUGCUGUUUUGCAUUUCACUUGUUAACACGAAUACUUACCUGCGUGGUUGUAAGCAUGUUUCCAUCUAUGAUAUCAGAUAAAUAACAAUAUUCGUUUGCCUCUGUUUGGUUUUUAGCAGUGAACUCAAGGCCGAGCUGGGCAAACUGUUUUUCAUUUGCAUAUGCACAAACGUUUUCUCAGGCCGAAAGCGUCCUGAAAAUUGU
Paramacrobiotus metropolitanus is the source of this 2047-nucleotide messenger RNA. RefSeq lists its product as uncharacterized. The transcript is spliced from 5 exons. NCBI's taxonomy places the organism in Eukaryota, Metazoa, Tardigrada, Eutardigrada, Parachela, Macrobiotidae. The coding region runs from base 297 to 1802 and encodes 501 amino acids. The record is from RefSeq and is a predicted model, not a curated record. Gene Ontology annotation, molecular function: protein binding.